UUGGUGAUCGUCGAGAAUGGUCAAGUAGACACUUCUACAGUGAUACCGCUCAUAGAUGGUGGUACCGAAGGUUUUAAGGGAAACGCAAGAGUAAUCUACCCGCGGUUAUCUGCUUGCAUCGACUGCACUUUGAAUCUGUUCCCUCCUCAGGUAAACUUCCCUUUGUGCACCAUCGCACAUACCCCAAGGUUACCAGAACACUGCGUUGAGUACGUGAAGGUGAUACAGUGGGUGGAGGAAGCUCCUUUUAAUGGAGCUGCGCUGGAUGCUGAUGAUCCCUCGCAUGUAGACUGGGUUUUGCAGAAAGCACUUGCACGAGCAAAGGAAUACGACAUAAAGGGUGUCGACCGACGUUUGACGCAUGGCGUGUUGAAAAGAAUCAUCCCAGCCGUUGCAUCCACAAACGCUGUGAUAGCAGCAUCAUGUGCCCUGGAAGCCAUAAAAUUAGCGACGAACACUGCCAAACCUAUCGACAACUACCUUAACUUCACCGAUAUUGAAGGUGUCUAUUGCGGAGUAGUACAAAUGGAGCGAGAUGUGAGCCUCUAUGUUGAAGCGCUUUACCGAGUAUCUUUACAUUCCAUUUUAGCCAGAUUGCCCAACAUGCAGUAG
This is a messenger RNA of Cylicostephanus goldi, 612 nucleotides long. NCBI's taxonomy places the organism in Eukaryota, Metazoa, Nematoda, Chromadorea, Rhabditida, Strongylidae. The record is from the annotation of a GenBank genome assembly.